AUGAUAUUGAUGAUUAUGACAGAGAAUGAUAAUAUUAAAAAUGAAAAUGUCAAUAAUAUAUUUGAAUUGAUUCAAAAAGGAGAUGAUAAAACAGUUAAAAAUUUAAUAACAAAUAAUGUGGUUUCUAUAAAUUGUUUAGAUGAAAAUGGACUAUCUCCAAUCGAUCAAGCUGCUUUCAAGGGUAAUGAAGAGUUAGUAGAAUGGUUGUUAGCUAACAAAGCCAAUCCACAUAAUAAAGCUAAUAAAGAUGGUUACACAUCUUUGAUGUUUGCGGCGCUGUCAGGGAAUUCAAAAGUUUGUGAAUUAUUACUUGAAGCAGGUGUAAAUAGUGAAGCAUUAAAUAUUCUUGGUAAAAGUGCUUCAGAAAUAGCUGCUUUUACAGGGCAACAUGAAUGUGUCAGUACAAUUAACAGUUAUAUUACAUAUGGCUGUGUUGAUAAAAUACUUCACCCAAAUGGACCUAAAUCUUCUGAAAUUUAUCCUCCAGUAUUAGUUAAAUUUAUUCAUGAAUUAGUUAAGGGAAAUGAAAUUCAUCCUGUAAGAAUUAUAUUUAAAAUUGUUAAUAAUAUUAUUAUUAAACAAUAUCCAAAAAAAAUUCUUUGGGUUAUUGAUAGAUUAUUUGAAAGGCAACUGAGAUUUAAAUCUUCUAAUGAGAUGAUGUCAUUAAAAUUAUGGAUUAUAUAUUUUCCAUUAAAUGAAGUUAUGAAAUUUGUUAAAAAAUGUGAAAAUGAGAAUAAAGAUGAUGAGGAAAAUUUUGACACGGAAAAAAUUUUAUUAUCUUUUGCUAAAAGAAUAACAGAAAUAAAAAAAGGAUCUAUAGUAAAGGAGUAUGAAGAGAUUAUUUUAAGAAAUACAAUUCAAGCAUUUCCUUAUAAACAAUCAUUACUUCAUCAUACAAUUUCACGUGCACUUGGUAGAAUUAAAAAUGGAACACGAUCUAGUGUAUAUACUACUAUUAUACAAGGUUUGUAUGGAGAACAACUACUUAUGAAUUCUAAAAUUUGUGAAACUUGUGGUUUUAUUGGAUCAAAAUUAAGAUGUCAAAGAUGCAAAACAACUUACUGUUCUCAGGACUGUCAAAAAUUUGAUUGGUCAUCUCACAAAGAUUGUUGCAAAACUUUAGCACAAUUAUAUAAACAAGAAGAAGUCCUACCAAUUGAAGAACUUGAAAAUUUAAAUUUACAAAAAAAUUAA
This is a messenger RNA of Strongyloides ratti, 1194 nucleotides long. RefSeq names its product Ankyrin repeat and Zinc finger, MYND-type domain and Ankyrin repeat-containing domain-containing protein. Gene Ontology annotation, molecular function: protein binding. The record is from RefSeq and is a predicted model, not a curated record. The transcript has 5 exons. Bases 1 to 1194 code for a protein of 397 amino acids. NCBI's taxonomy places the organism in Eukaryota, Metazoa, Nematoda, Chromadorea, Rhabditida, Strongyloididae.